UAGGGAAACUACUGGAGUUCUAACGUGAACGAGAUCCAAGGAUUCGUCAUGGACCAAGAAGGGAAAGUCAUCCACAGGCUGUUUGGGAAAUGGCAUGAGGGUCUUUACUGCGGCGUUCCUCCCUCUGCCAAAUGUAUCUGGAGGCCAGGCUCCAUGCCCACAGACUACGAGCUGUACUACGGCUUCACCAGGUUCGCCAUCGAGCUAAACGAGCUGUGUCCCGAGUUAAAAGAUGUCCUCCCGCGGACUGAUGCGCGGUUCAGGCCCGAUCAAAGGCAUCUAGAAGAAGGGAACUUGGAGAUCGCCGCUUUGGAGAAGCAGCGGAUUGAAGACCUGCAGAGGACCAGGCGGAAGUGGAAUGAGGAGAACAAUGUCAAACAGGAGCCUUGCUUCUUCAGCUCGGCUUUGGGCGGGAAGAAAGCAACGGAACGGAAUCCAUCAUGGCGGACAAAUGCUGCUGCUGCUGCUCGCAAAACACGGCGAGGGAGUCACACACGCUCAUACAGGUAGGCUACGUAUGUGUUUUUCAACCUUUCCUGAGUCAAGGCACAUUAUUUAAUUGAAAAAAUCCCGAGGCACACCACCAGCAGAAAAUAUU
Messenger RNA from Nerophis ophidion (straightnose pipefish), 598 nucleotides. RefSeq names its product oxysterol-binding protein-related protein 6-like. The transcript is spliced from 4 exons. The record is from RefSeq and is a predicted model, not a curated record. Gene Ontology annotation, cellular component: cytosol; intracellular membrane-bounded organelle; perinuclear endoplasmic reticulum. Gene Ontology annotation, molecular function: cholesterol binding. The coding region runs from base 49 to 510 and encodes 153 amino acids. Lineage: Eukaryota; Metazoa; Chordata; Actinopteri; Syngnathiformes; Syngnathidae.